CAAAUGCAAGUCCUCCCUAAUUAAGCUCGGAAUUCUAUGCACAUUGACCUAGAAAUAAAUCCCAUUUGAACACAGUGGUCGUUCACACGUGCAAGACUGGGCUUUAAGGAUGUGACCCUUUGUCUGAGUAAACAUGGAAAUACCCGGCUGCUAUGAAACGAGCCGUCUCCCUUUUUCUCCGCCGAGUCUUCUCUCCGCCCUUAGCAACCGCGCCUGGCAACGUCGCGUCGCUGGGUUGGGCGGAGUCAGCCGGCAUCAUUCGACCCGCCCUUUCGGCCGUUUGCUCGGGUUGGUGUUCUACGCGAGGCCGAGGCUAUGCGGCCUAGUCCGACGGGGGGAUGCUGAAGGUGAAGAUACUUUUCGUUGGCCCCAGCGAGGAUCCUAGAAUACGAGAUGCCAAAUUUCGGUGGAAACGGCAAAGGAGCAGGGUGUCGGUUUGAACUGUGGGAUUGUGGAGGAGAUCAAAAAUUCGAGACUUGCUGGCCAGCACUGAUGAAAGAUUCCCAUGGGGUCGUCAUUGUUUUCAACCAAGACUCACCCACCCAUCUGAAGGAGAUUGAAAUGUGGCACUCCUGUUUUGUGCAACAGCAGCAGCUGCUGGAGAGCCAGUGCCUGCUCAUUUCGCAUCACAAGCCAGGCAGUGCAAUGGACCCGGAGAAUCUCACCUUGCCUCCACCGCUGAACAGGCUGCAGGUGGUCCACUCUAGCCUCGAAGAAGAUCCUGAAGAUUUCCGGAUGGAAUUUGUGAAGUACCUCAAGGGCAUUACCAAGUUGGUGAAUGAGAACCGAGACAGAGAGGAGAUGCUGCUGAUCACUUAAAAGCAGGAGGAACGCUGCUGCAAAGAAAAUAAAAGAAAUACCCAUUUAAACACACACA
This is a messenger RNA of Podarcis muralis (Common wall lizard), 877 nucleotides long. It is a transcript of the gene IFT22, whose product is annotated as intraflagellar transport 22. The record is from RefSeq and is a predicted model, not a curated record. Lineage: Eukaryota; Metazoa; Chordata; Lepidosauria; Squamata; Lacertidae.